Molecule: messenger RNA, 10084 nt
Organism: Periophthalmus magnuspinnatus
Lineage: Eukaryota; Metazoa; Chordata; Actinopteri; Gobiiformes; Gobiidae
Gene: ncoa1
Product: nuclear receptor coactivator 1
Biological process (GO): positive regulation of transcription by RNA polymerase II; cellular response to hormone stimulus
Cellular component (GO): nucleus
Molecular function (GO): nuclear receptor binding; protein dimerization activity
Source: RefSeq, a predicted model, not a curated record
GAUCUGGAUCCGAAGCCCUCUGCCCCCUCGUGAACGCGCCUCCCGCGGUGUGCACGAGCAGCGCUGUUUGUUUGUGUUGAGAGAUUGGAAAUGGCGGAGAGCAGAGACCAAAGCGAUAACUUGGCUUUGAAAACAUGAGUGCAUCAUCAUUGAGAGCGCGAAACCAAACACAAGUGAUUUUUUGAGUUUCUAAAGGCACGCGUCGACCGCUGGGAUAUACGUCGGACGAGGCCACGGAGGAUUUUAAAAGCGAGGUUUGGAUUUUGCGAGCUGCUUUAGCCUGCGAAGCUAACCGUGCUAGCAGAAGCAGCAACCUGGCGCUAGCUUAGCCACAAGUCGUGUGUGUGCUCCGAAACACGCAGGCUUGUUUGUCAACAUAAGCUGACGUUAAAUCGCUAGCCUCCGUGCUAACCUGCAACUUUUGGGGUUGUUUCUGAAGCGACACGUGUGGAUUAAUGACACGGACCUUGCCUACUGCUUGCUUUAAUACCUCACGGCGAAGUAACAGUGGAUAAAAGUAAAAACAUUUGAACUUAAGCUCGUUAGCGGGGGGGAGGGCUAACUGGCUGUCUUUACGCAGAGUCUACGCUGCAGUUUACAUGGGAAUUUUACUCUAAACCGCGUGACAUCCGAGGCCAAGAGUUCGCCCCGUGGAUUUUUAUUUGCACUCGGAGGAGGAACAGCAACGAGCGAGCUGUGUGGGCGCAGUGUCCACCUGGGAUGGUACGAUGUGAGCGGGCGGGCGACCAGCCUUGACCUGAGCCACGCCGUUCGCCCCUUGCCCUCUCAGCCUGGACCAGGCUACCACAGCUGCCCCAUGACUCCCACACUCCGGCUAUAGACCAAGCCAGUCAACGCUGAAAAUGAGUGCAGUCGGGGAAAGCCCCCUGGACCCGGCCACACCAGAGUCACGCAAGAGGAAGGGCUCGCCAUGUGACACGUCAGGCCAAAGUGUGGAGAAGCGGAGGCGGGAGCUGGAGUGCCGCUACAUCGAGGAGCUGGCCGAGCUGCUGUCGUCCAACAUGAGCGACAUCUCCAGCGUCAAACCGGACAAGUGUCACAUCCUCCAGAGCACCGUGGACCAAAUCCAGCAGAUCAAGCGGCGCGAGCAGGAGAAAGCAGCUCUUUUGUCUCCGGACGAUGAUGUGCAGAAGAGUGACAUCUCAUCCAGUAGUCAGGGGCUGAUGGAGAGGGAGGCGCUGGGGCCCAUGCUGCUAGAGGCCCUAGAUGGGUUCUUCUUCGUUGUCAACCGCGAGGGCCGCAUCGUGUUUGUCUCGGAGAACGUGACCAGUUACCUCGGCUACACACAGGAGGAGCUGAUGACCUCCAGCGUCUACAGCAUCCUCCAUCUGGGAGACCACAACCAAUUUGUGCGCAAUCUGCUGCCCAAAAGUCUUGUAAAUGGUGUGCCGUGGCCCCAAGAGCAAGGCCGGAGGAGCAGCCACACGUUUAACUGUCGCAUGUUGAAGAGGCCUCCGGACGAAGUGGACACGGAGAAUCAGGAGGCACGCCAGCAGUACGAGUUCAUGCAGUGCUUCACCGUGUCCCAGCCCCGCCCCCUGCAGGACGAGGGAGACGACCUCCAGAGCUGCCUGAUCUGUAUCGCCUGUCGAGUUCCCCGGCCACAGCCUGUCACUGAGUCCUUCAUCACCAAACAGGACCCUACAGGGAAGAUCAUCUCCAUAGAAACUAGUUCUCUACGAGCAACGGGACGACCAGGCUGGGAAGACCUGGUCAGGAAGUGCAUCUACGCUUUCUUCCAGCCGCAGGGCAAAGAGCCCUCCCACGCCAAGAAGCUGCUGCAUGAGGUGAUGACCCAUGGCACAGCUGUCAGUCCACUCUACCAUUUCACUCUGAGCGACGGCACCCCGCUCAGUGCUCAGACACGCUGCAAGUUCUGCUGCCCCCCCAACCCUGACGUUCAGCCCUUCAUCAUGGGCGUCCACACUAUUGACAGGGAACACAACACUGCUAGCUCUCAGGAAAACACUAACCCCAGCCUUCCACUGUCCCAGGACAGUAAUGCCCAAACGCCCUCUCGGUCCCCAGCCCUGCCCCCCAGCAGUAAUUCAUCCCAAGGCUCAGGCCUCACCACUUCGGGCCUUCACCCAAGCAACAGCAACGCCUCAUCGCACGUACAGAGCCCAGCCCCGCCCACUGGGCACUUGACGCCCAUUCGGACGCAGCAGGUCAACAGCCUCCCUUUGAGCAGUCCACUCACAGCCACCCCUACCUUUAUAUCGCCCCGGAUGCCACGGGCCAGUCCUGGGCUCGGGGGCAGCCCUCGAGUCCCAGGGAACCCUUUCUCUCCUUCCACAGCGGGUCUCCACUCUCCUGCAGGGGGCGGGAGCAGUGGUACCAGCGGUGGGACAGCGGCGGGGUUCUCCCUGUCCUCCCCUGUCCAGAGACAAGCGAGUACCCCUACUAACGCCUGCCCUCGCCCCUCAGAAGGAGCAGAUGUGGGGACAGAGGAUGCUGUCAGAACUAUUCCAUCUGCGUCCCCUUUGGGAAACCCUCGGCUCAACCAGCUCCUGGACAGUAAUGGGACAGGAGCUGAAACCAACAGCACCCACAACAGCUCAGCAGCUCCUCCCCACCCCGCCCCACAGUGCCCCGCCUCCCAUAGCACCCUGACAGAGAGACACAAGAUCCUGCACCGCCUGCUCCAGGACACAAGCCCCAACGAGUCCUCCAGCACAGCAGAGGACAGCCUUCACAGAGCUGAUGUGGAGAUCAAGAAGGAACCCCCUGCCAGCCCUGCCCUGGCCACCACCAAAUCCAGCUCCAAAGAGCCACAGGACCACCAGCUGCUGCGCUUCCUCCUGGACACAGAUGAGAAGGAUUUGGGAGACUUGCCGCCUCCCUCAGCUUUGAGCCUUCAGACGGUGAGAGUGAAGCUGGAGAAGAGAGCCAGUGAGUCAGAGUCCUGUCCUGGACUCCCCCCCACAGGGGGCUCCUGCUCGUCCAAACCUGCAGGUGUCCCCACCACCCCCACGUCUUGCAUCAGCCCUAAGGCCAGUCCCCGAGACAGCCGGAAGGACAGCAGAGACUCCACGAUGUCGGGUGGUGCUGUUGACGUGGACCCUCUCCAGCUGCUCCCUGGCCUCCGAGGCUCGACCGGGGCCAAAGUGAGCAGUGAAGAUUCAGCCGCCCAGAGCCUGCCCCCUCUGCAGGCACUGUCCCCCCAGAUGCACUCCCCCUCCCCUCAGCUCAAACUCCCGUCCCCCUCCCAGGUGCAGCCCACUGAGGCUAGCACCCCUCGCAGUGUAGGUGUGAAGAGAGAGCCCCCAGGCACACCCAACAGAGGAUUGAGUGAUGGUGGCCCUGCGUCUGGCUGCAGUCUUCAGACUCAGACAUCGUUUGACUUCUGCAAUCCCCAAACCCCAACCCAGAGCCAGAGGGACCCUUUCCUCACCCCCAAAGACAGCAGCCCCUUUCCUGAGCAGGACAUCUUCAGCUCAAGCACUGGCCUAUCCAAGAUGGAUGUGGCAGACUCCCAAUUUCAGCCGCUAGCCCUGUCGGACACUUUGCCUUUUGAUGUUCUGGGAAACCCUUUACAAGCUCCUCUGGCAUCACCACAGAGUAAAUAGGCUCUAUUCUUAUCACAACAGUGUGUGCCCUGUACACUGGAUGACGUGCUUGGGCCUCCCACCACACCUGAGGCGCGCAGUGAUGAGAAGGCUCUGCUGGAGCAGCUGGUGUCCUUCCUCAGCGGGACGGACGAGAGCGAACUGGCUGAGCUGGACAAAGCCCUGGGGAUCGACAAACUUGUACAGGGUGGCUGUUUCGACCCUCUGCCCCAGACGUUCCCCACACAGCAGCCCACUGCCACCCCUGUGUCCCUGGACCCCAAACUGCCCUCAUACCCCUCACAGUUCACACCAGCUCCUCAGUUUGCUCCAGAGAUGGCAGCCGUGGGAACUCCAGUCCUGUGUUUUGGGAACCCUCGUGGGGGAUUCCCGGGUGGGACAGCCUCUCUGGGCCUGAGACAGCCCAUGAACAGAGCCCCAGGGCUGGGCACGCAGCUCAGACAGCCCCCCAACCAGCUCCGGCUCCAGCUGCAGCAGAGGCUACAAGGCCCACAACAGAUGCAAAACCGGAUGGCUGGUUUGAACCAGUUUCCUGCUGGAGCUCAACAUGUGAAUAUUGGGAUUCGACAAGGAGUCCAGCCACCGCAGAUGGCUUCACAACAGCCUCCCCUGAAUGCCCAGAUGGUGGCGCAGCGCCAACGGGAGCUCUACAGUAACCAGCACCGGCAGAGACAGCUGUUUCAGCAGAAGGUCCUGAUGAUGAGACAGAGCAUGGCCGCUCCCACUGGAGGGGUGGGGCCCAUCGCAGCAGUAAGGGUCCCAAAAGGAGCCCCCGUCACCCCUCAGCAGCCCCCACAGCAGCCUCAGCAGUUCACCUUCCCACAAGGGUACAGCCCCCUGACUGGGAACCCCCCUACCUCACCCAGUAACUUCAGCCCCAUGGCGGCUGGACCUCUGGACAACAAGCUGACUGCUCGAGUCCCGCUGAGCAACCAGACGCUGCUAGGCGGAGUCUCGGGACAGUUCAACAACAACAACGUUAACACAAUGCAGACAGGACUGUUCCAGCAGUUUGGAGGGAAUUCUUUAGUCCAGCCAGACCCAGCAUUCCCUCCUGAGAUGAGCCCUACCAGCCCACUAUUAUCUCCUCAAAACUCCACUUCCCAGAGUCCUCUACUGCAGCAAGUCCCACCUCCCAGCUACCAGUCUCCAGACAUGAAGAGCUGGCAGCAGACUGCCAUCAACAGCAACAGUCUGUUCAGCCCGUCCGGCCCGGGUGCAGGGCAGAGCUUCAGCCAGCAAGAGGUAUACAACAACAUGAGCAUCACCGUGUCUAUGGCUGGGGGCUCUGGGGGCGUGGCCUCUGUGCCUUCUAUGGGGCAGCCCAUCGCCAUGAGCAACAACAAUCUCAGCACCAUUGGCCCAGUGUGCAGCGACCAGCAGGUUACGGUUGUCCCGCAGGUGCAGCAGGUGCAGCAGGUGCAGCAGGUGCAGGUGUUCGCAGACGUCCAGUGCACAGUGAACCUGGUGGGCAGUGACUCCUAUCUGACUCAAGGCUCCAUGGUGGGGGGCGGGGCCUCUCAGAAGGGGGCCGUCCCACAGGCCUCCCAGAAUAACCAGGCCCAACAGAAGAGCCUCCUCCAACAGCUGCUGACCGAGUGACCCCUCAGCAUUGACCUCUGACCUCUCCUGCUCCCUCUAGUACUUCUCACUGUUUUUUGGGGAGGGCAGAUUCGGGGGUGAGAAGAUUUUGGGGCCUGCGUGCUUUGUACCGCCCACUAACUUUGUCAACAGAAGGAGUCAGGAAGAGCAGCGGCGCAUUUGAACCUGCCUGUCGAAUCUGUCUGACAACCUGUCUGUCUGCCUCAGCCUAUUUUAAAGGCAGUGUUGUCUUGCUGCUCAUUCCCCCUCAGUGACCUACACUUCCUGCUUCCUGACCCAAGAGAAAAACGUCAGAAUUGUACAUUUGCCAAGUUGUCGUCACUGUUAAAUCAGGGCCGGCCUCCUCUUUUUGAUGUUUUUUUUUAAAUUCUUAUUAUUUCUACGGGGGAACGGUUUUUGGAAAGCAGUGCGCCUUGGGAGUAUGGCACACAGCUGAGUUCAUUUGACCCGCGCCACAGCACCUCUGGCUUUUGUGUUCAUUUUGUGUUGUCUCGUGUCGUCACUUCCUCUGCCCGUCUCAGCGAUGUGGGAAUGUUCAUGGUUACACACUCUGGCAUUGUUCGGAUAGCGGCUCCGUUUCAGCAGGUCUGGGACUGUGUAAGUGUCUAUCUAGUGCCUGGUGGAAGCGCGGGUUCCUCCUACAACUCGGCUUCCUCUACUACAACAUAGUCUAUUUUGAGUUAAUAUUUUUAAAACUUUUUCUCAUUUUUUUGGUUGGAUUUUGUUUGUUUAAAAAAAAUACUUCUGCGCUCUCUACCUUUAUCAAGCUCCUCAUCACCAGAAACAAGAAAAACAGAUUGGUGGAUUGGUGUGUGGAUGGGAGACAGAUGGGAUGCUGCUCAAUUUUCUUUUAGAUAUUUGUGUUUAUUUUCAAACUAUAAAUAAGACUGUUAUGAUUAUUUAACUGUCUGUCCGUCACAUUUUAGCCCUCAACCUCAGCAGCUGUGAAUUAUUACGGGGCCGUAUUUUGGGUUCCACUAUUUCUCUGUGUAUCUCAUUGCUAUCUCUUUGGCCUAUCAGUGUUUUUGCCAUGUGCACCAUGCAGGCGGGUAGUAUUGUACAGUACAGAAGAACAAAGACUUAGGGAUGAACUAGUCUCGCUGUCCUUCAAAAAAAAUAACCGAUUGAAUUCUCAAAACUGUGUAUAUUAUGAUUCGAUCCAGUUUUUAGCAUUCUCUUGUAAAAAAAAAAAAAAAAAAAUCGAAUCACUUUUGGAAUGAUAUUGUAAAAAAAAAAUGUUACAGCGGAGGAGGGAGAUUUUAAUAUGAAAUGUGAAGAGAGAUUCAAAAAUGGCUCCCUAAAACUCAAUGGUUGGAUUUGCUUUGCUUCCUCUUUCGUGGGAGUUAGUUAGCCAUCUUGCAUUUCUUUUUUCUUUAUUUUUAAUUCUAUGAUGCUUUUAAGAGACAGUUUUCCGAGAAUGUUUGUAACCAUUGUAUAAACAAAUGCUAAGGCGUGGACGAUGCGGGGUCUAGUGUCCUAAGCACUGUACUCUGCAAAACAACGCGCUUUCUUUCGGAUGUUUUUCCUAUAUAUUGACAUUUAAGUAGAGCCUUUAGAGAUAGAAGUUCUUAUAAAAAAAUAUAUGAUGGAUAAUUAAUAAUGAAAUUGAUUUUGGGGAAAAAAAAUCUAAAGGAUAAAGAAACAAAAUCAGCCAAUAUAUUUUAGGGGGCGGAGGGGAUUUCGGCUUAUCCUCUAGGUCUGCUAUGUUGACUUCACUCCACUGGCUUCAGUUCUGUGGACUACUGUUGCUCAGUCAGACACUGUCUCUCCACAAAGACAAACCUCUAUAAUAAAGACCCCACAUCAGGAGAACACAAGGACAUUUACACAAACAUUUAACUUAUGUAACCUAUGGCCCAUGGCACUAUGUCAAUCAGUGCUUAUGAUUGUUCACAUUUCCCUUGUGUAACCAAAUCUUAAACUCUCACUUACAACCCCAAAUCUGAACGGAAAUUGAGACACAAAUGUAAAUAAAGAUGGAUAAAUAGAUCUUAAAUUGUAUUAAUCAUUUAAAAUAAGAUUUACAAAAUAGCAUUUCAUUUCAUGCUACACCACCCUGAAUUGGGCACGAGGAAAUUGGCCUGAAUAACUCUACUAAUCCAGCUUGGUUGUCUUCUCCUUCAUGUAGUGUGGUGUUGUCUUGCUGCUGUCAAAUCUGAAUUAAGCUUUUGUUAACUAAAUAUAAUUAUCUGUUUUUAUUUACAUUUUAAUGUCUUAAUGAAUUGGGUUGUACUGAAAGGGCGACAAAGGAAAGAAAUUGGAAUGGAAUUUGCAAACCUCCUCAAAUUUGCAAUGAUAAAUAUUGUAAAUGUCCACAAUAAUGACCUUUGCCCCCUCUGCCUCCUGUUCUGCGGUUAACAUGCUUUUCUUCUUUCCAAACUCUGUCCCAAACUGGCUGAGACGAACCGGUGCGAGCGCUGCAGCUACUACCUCAAAAGCAGGGAUUUGACCUGAGUCCCUCAACGCGAACCUCAAAUGUUCAGAUCUAGUCUUUGCAGCAGACGCACACUAAAUUCUAUCAUCUUUAACCUGCAUUUUGUCACCCCUGGCAACAGUGUACACAGGCUAUGUUCUCCCGGCCGACCCUCGAUGGACUAGGGCUUCUUUCUGUCUUUUCCGUACAACACACAAGCCUCCAUAUGCAACAGAUGAAAGGUCUACAUUCCACCGUCAUCCAUGUGACAACCACUUUGUGUUUUCAGCCAGAUGGCAGUUCUGUCAAGCUCAAAACCCAAACAGUGUCGCAGGAGUCCAGCACGCAAUUGGACGUAUCGCGCCCAAAGCGGAGAAUAACCUGUGGAGGUAUUUUUCGCAGGUUUUGGAGCACCUUUUGAUCACCCCGUUGUUGUUGUUUUGUUUUGUUUUUUUAAUGGAAAGCACUUCUUGCAGCCGAAAGAGCUGACUGCCAAGCACUUAGAUAGAGUUGAAUGUGGGUGCAGCAGUGACGCCCAGUUAUAAAGCUUCCCUCUACCUCAAAAUGGGCGUUCAUUGUUGUAUCCAACAUGAAACUAAGAAAGACCGUUUGUAUUCCACUUUGUCGACAUAAAUACAAGUCAUACACAAGAAGAAACCUGGAUCAAAGUCCUUAGAGAAAAUUGGUUGCCACAUAUCAUGUACUGGACAUUUUGUGGAGACUGGCAGAUGGUCCUGUGUCACUGUUUGGUCCACACCUAUACACAAAGUGGUCAGAAGUAUUUUUCGAAGGAUUUUUGUCCAUGUCAGCCUCGUCGCCCCCUGACCCCCACCCCUCUCUGUUCGGGACUGUCAUUCCUAUGGAACAGGUUUUCUCUCAACCCUCGGUGUCACCUGCUACAACAUGCCAAAUACAAGCGCUGCAUACUGAGACUUUAGUUUAUUUUUAUGCAACAGCCAUUGACAGGAACACCCCCUCCCCCCAUCCUCCUCACUAUGACGAACAGGUACAAGGUUCGCUUCUUUUAUAACUUUCAAAAUGUAAACAUAAUGUAUAUAACAGAGAAAUGUGAAUAUGUAUUUGUUCAGAAUCAACAAAAAACUAGUGCUCCGAGUUUGUGGUAAAUAACUACUCGCCUCCGUCAUGUUUUUAUUUGGAUGUUUUGAUUUUCUACUUUUUUAUUUUUCUGCAGAUGUAUGUAUGUAUAUGACUAUCAGUGGGCGUGUGUGUGUGUGUAAGUGAUUAAUACUGUAUAUCUGGUGUUCUCCAAGAUGGAAACGUGGACAAUGUCCCACUUUGAUUUUCUGUUCUUCUUCGACUCUAUGGACCCUGCACAGUACCUGUGGCUGUUCAGAAAACUAUGCCAGAGAAUGGUUUAGCGACUGCUGAAUGUGAUUUUACUGAGAAAGAGGCAGUGUGGACUGGCUUUUUGUACGGGUUAAUUUAAAAAAGGCCAUAUUAUUUAAUUUUCUGUUGUCAAACGUUUAAGGCAGACAUGGGAGAGUGGAGCCUUGGUUUUGGGGAGAAGCAUUGCCUCAGACGUUGAAUGGGAGAAGGUUAAAUGUAGUUUGUGUGGGACUGGCUGACUCAUGUAGCCUUUUUGCAUUUGUCAAUAGUAAAUGACCAAAGCUUUGAGAUUUCAGAUGGUAUCAUAUGCAAACUCCUCAUCCCUGGACAGGACAUAAUGUAGCGACUCUGCUUUAGUCUUCACUUUGCAUGUGGGUUUCCUCCGUCCUCUGUGUUCUUCGUCUGUAUCAUGUACCAUGGCUCUCAUAGUACUCCUAGUACUUCUAAUACUCACAGGUCUCCACGUUGCCAAGAGGUCUUUAGCGCCUAAAGUGCUAUCUCACGUUUACAGUAAGAAAAAAACAACCGUUAGCUAUGCACCUUAAACUGAACAGCAUUUCGUUUUGUACAGAUCACCUUCUAUAAACCCGGUAACAGCCUUUAACCACAACACUCUCCAUUACUUGCUACCAAACUUAAGGUGCCUCUUGUAUAUACUUUCUGCAAUGACCUUGUUAAACCAGGGUUUUUUAAAUAAGCAUUUUUUCACAUUUAUAAAUAUAAAAAAAUAAUUGUAUUUUAAAAUGACUUUUUUACUCAAGAUUAAUCAAAUUAUUCCAGGAAUUUGCAAAUACAAUCUAAUUUUGCACUUUAUCUUAGAUUUACCCAGAGAGAAAUGGCCAUCAGCAAAUCAGAAUAUUAGAUAAAUAAUUAGUAACUCAUCAUUACCCUGAAUGUACACACAAGUUAGAAACAGGAACUGGAUUGUGUCCAUAUACACAAGACUUUGACUGUUUCUGUGACAGUUUCUCACUCUUUACUGGUCCAUCCUCAGUGUGAAUCAAGUCUGUAUGUAAUUCUGGACAAAGGGAUUAGCAGCAGUAGAUAUCAAGUCCCAAAGAGCGCAAUACCUUCACUGUCCACCAGGCAGAGAACCCAGUAAGAAGAAAGAUGCAGUCUUGUCAAAUAGAAC